GCUACGCGGCCCCACUUCCGGUCCGUCCCGCGCCUGGGCCCCGACGCGCCCGGAUUCCGCUUUCUGGCCGGGCGGCGGCGGCGGAGCUUCUGGUACGCGGCGUCCAGGCCCGGGCCCGCCGGCUUCCGCCCGGGCGCAGUGGCUCCGGCCGCGAUGAGCUUGGUUGUGAGGAACCUGCAGCGGGCGGUGCCCCUGAGGCGGGCGCGGCUCCGCGAGAAGGUGCAGGCGGUGCGGAGAGCCCUGGGGGUGCAGAGGUUCGACCUGGGGGUCGUCUGUGUCGACAACAGAAAGAUUCAGCAGAUUAAUAGAAUCUACAGAGACAAAAAUACCCCAACAGAUGUGCUUUCCUUUCCAUUUUACGAGAACCUGAAAGCAGGGGACAUUCCGCAGCCUGAGUUUCCAGACGACUAUAAUUUAGGAGACAUCUUCCUGGGAGUGGAGUAUAUCUUCCAGCACUGCAAAGAGAAUGAAGAUUACUAUGACAUCCUGACUGUGACUGCCACCCACGGGCUCUGUCACCUGCUGGGCUUCACACACAGCACGGAGGCCGAGUGGCAGAAGAUGUACCAGAAGGAGAAGCAGGUUCUCGAGGAGCUGAGCAGGUACACAGGGACCAGGCUUCAGCCCCUGAGCAGGGACCUCUUCUGACCGAAGUGCUGCCGUGUGGAGGGAAAGUGGAUCCCCCCCGCCCCGGGCCCCCGGGGUCAGGGCUCCCCGCGCGGAGGUCCCUGCUGGCCACUGCUGUCCUGUGGGGCUGCACAAGUGCCAGCCCUAGCAGGCGCUGAAUUCCACGAGUGGAAUUUGCCUCUUAAAACACGAGAGAAGGGCUUCCCUGGUGGCGCAGUGGUUGAGAGUCCGCCUGCCGAUGCAGGGGACACGGGUUCGUGCCCCGGUCUGGGAGGAUCCCACAUGCCGCGGAGCGGCUGGGCCCAUGAGCCAUGGCCGCUGGGCCUGCGUGUCCGGAGGCUGCGCUCCGCAACGGGAGAGCCCACGGCAGUGAGAGGCCCGCGUACCACAAAAAACAAAAACAAAAACAAAAAACAUGAGAGAAAUUUCCACUCAUUUCUUUGUUCAGGACACAGUAGGUGUGUUAUUUUCAGUGUUGUAAAUAAAAUAGUUCCAAGUGCUCAGGAUGCAGAGGUGGGGCGUGUCGGCCGCCUCCUCCCUGGGGCUCUGCCUUUGACAAAGAGGCAUCUCCCACGUCUGUAUCCCUUCAGGACAAAUCAAGCAGCCCAGGUGGGCCUGCCCCCACUUCCUGUUGGAAUCCUGCUGGAUUCGGUCCCAUCCAGUUCUCAGGAGCGCUGGGGCCUGGAGCCUUUGCUUGGUGCCUCUGCAAGGUGAGGGACAAGGCUGACCCUCGAGGUGGCUGCAGGGCCAGGCCUACCCACCGCAGGGCACCCUCAGCACGCCUCCUGCCAUCACCCACCCCUACCCAUCGGUCGCGGUCAGGCAGUUGCUCACAGACUGUGCUUGAGUCCUUUGCCGUGGCCCCGGCAUGGCAGAGCUCCGACUGCCAUGUCCCAUCCUCCUGUAGGAAAGCCUCCCUCCUGUCAGUAUAUCCUGCCGUGUGAAUAUGAAAAUAAA
Messenger RNA from Orcinus orca (killer whale), 1584 nucleotides. RefSeq names its product ybeY metalloendoribonuclease (gene YBEY). Gene Ontology annotation, molecular function: metalloendopeptidase activity. Gene Ontology annotation, biological process: rRNA processing. NCBI's taxonomy places the organism in Eukaryota, Metazoa, Chordata, Mammalia, Artiodactyla, Delphinidae. The coding region runs from base 154 to 648 and encodes 164 amino acids. The record is from RefSeq and is a predicted model, not a curated record. The transcript is spliced from 5 exons.